AUGUCAAGGAGCAAAGCCACGCUGAUCAAAAAUUACAAACCAACAGACUUCUCACACGAACUUAAACAACGGUCGAUGUUUAAACAACUCAACCAGACUAUCCACCACGAGGACUUCAAAUUGGCGGAACAGUUCUUGAUCAUCGGCGGUAACGCGGAGGACGAUACUCCAGAAGUCAUUUAUAAGUAUCCGGACUUUAACAUCGAACAAUUCAUGUACGAGAUCCUUGUCGAGUUUUUGUAUCCACGCGGUGUCAUGAAAAGUAGAAAAACAGCCAAUUCAGAGGACGAGUUACACAUGUUCAAGGAGAAGGCAAAGAACUCGGCGAAACACGUCUCGAGGUUCUCGACGUUCUUUUUUACAAGUAGUAUAGUCGGGUGUACUCGGUAUGCUCAUUGUUUGUCCCAAGCACGAAUUAUUCAAAAGGACGGACUGAAUUACGUCGAAGAUGAAAUCUUUUAUGUGAUGCUUACACUGUCGACGCGUAACUCAGUCAUCUUUUCUUUCUUAGAACAGUUGCUUGAUGAACCAGAAACACAGAAUUGGUCGACUACACCGAGUUCUAUACACCUCACUGAUCACUUUAAAAUGUUCUUCACACUCCCAUCGACAUAUACAGAAAAGAUCUAUUUAAAUCCACAGGUGGACGCACUGCUGGACAUCCCUUGUCAUAUCUGUCGAUGCUUAUUCCUUCGUGUGAUUCCAAUGGAUUACUUAGUCUUAUUUGUCUCAACUCUAUUACUUGAAAAAAGACUCUUCAUUAAAUGCGAACACAAAUGCCUUGUGAGCUCCCUUAUAGCAUUUUUGGUUGAAGCGAUCUAUCCCUUCCAAUUUGAGUUUCCGAUCAUUUCAGUGCUAACGAACUCACUGUACGACUUGAUGGACAGCCCUACACCAUUGAUUGUCGGACUCUUCGAAACACCUAAAGAAAUCCCAGCGGAGAGCGUCUUGUAUGACAUCGACUCAAAGACACUCACGUUCUUCCCUCCAUCGUUCAAGCAACAGAUUCCACAAUUUCCAAACGCAAAUCGGGUCGUUUGUGGAUUGAAGGAAUCGACGAAACAAAUUAGAAAGCAGCCAAACCACCCGAUGUCGUAUUGUAUUCAGAAGCACGAGAGUGUCAUUUCUCAAUGUCUCAAUAUCAUCCAAAUCGAGUUGAAAAACAUGGUCGUCGAGUUCGAGGACUUCUGCAUCUCCUCGCGCACAGAAAACAAUAGAAUUGUCUCGAUGUUCAUGAAGACAGAGUUCAUAGAAUACUCCUCCAGAAAGGGUCGUGUAUUCUUGAAAGAGUUCCUCCAGACCCAAAUGUUCGAGAACUGGAAGACUAAAAUGCUCAUCGACAUGGACGAGAAAAAGAACUCAAGUAUAUCCUCAGACGGCGGAGAGGAGACUAAAACUAUUUAA
Messenger RNA from Entamoeba invadens IP1, 1404 nucleotides. RefSeq lists its product as hypothetical. Lineage: Eukaryota; Evosea; Mastigamoebida; Endamoebidae. The transcript has 3 exons. The record is from RefSeq and is a predicted model, not a curated record. The coding region runs from base 1 to 1404 and encodes 467 amino acids.